AUGACGAGCACGGCAACCUGGACCCCACGCUGCUCUGUGGACGAAGCGGACAAAAUAAUCACAAGAUCGGGAAGUCUAUUCGAGAUUGAGAGCCGUGUCGUCGAUGGGAGAGUCUUGAAAGUCUGGAAAAAUCUCUGGCCAUCCACACGGGAAUUCUUCUUGAAAUGGACCAAGGAGCACGCUGACAAAACUUAUGUGGUAUACGAGAAACAGCGCUUCUCCUUCCAGGAAAUGCUAGAAAUGGCUGUUAAAUGUGCGGCCAUGUUUAGAGAUGUUUACGGUGUUAAGAAGGGUGAUCGAGUCGUUAUCUGCUCUCGAAAUCUUCCAGGUUACUACGUCGUGUUCUGGGCUUGUCACCUUCUCGGCGCUGUAACUGCUCUCGUUAAUGCGUGUCUAUCUAUAGACCGCCUCAGACGCUGUAUCAUACUCACAAAAUGCAGGCUGGUCAUCUUUGAUCCCGAGCGAGCCGAUAAUAUCGAACCGAUCGCUGCUGACAUUAAGGGCGCAUCGGGCAUUGAGGGAUAUCUGGUCCUUGAGGAUCACGAAGGCAAAGGCCACUGGGAAGGCAUGGAUGUUUGGAGCAAAGUAUUCCUCCAGUACCAUAAGGAUCCAGGAGAAAUACUGUGUGACAAUCCUCACAUUGUUCCGGAGGAUAAUGCAACGAUUAUAUUUACGUCGGGAACUACUGGCCUACCAAAGGGUGUUCUAAGCUCACAGCGUGCAUUCCUGACUCUCGUGUUGACUUCAAUGUCUUUGACUGCAAGGGGCUAUAUUCGGCGAGGCGAACCAUUCCCUCCAUUACCUGUUUCAGGUCCUCAGAAGGGAGCUUUGAUUUCAUCGCCAUUGUUCUACAUCAGCGGAAUCACUCUGAGCCUUCUUGGUACUUGUUUCGGACUCAAACUUAUUUUGAUGCGGAAAUGGAGUGCUUUACAAAUUAAUGCUUUCAGACUUUGCAGAGAAGAGAACAUUGUCAUGACAGGAGGUCCACCAUCACUUCUAAUUGAUCUCCUCGAUAGCCCGUCAUCAGGUCUAACCUUGGAGAAUGUUGGCGUCGCAGGUGCCCCAGUCUCACCGACUCUUCUCCAGAGAACGAAGGAGGCUUUCCCCCUUGCAACAAUAAGACAUUUGUACGCUCUCACUGAGAGUAAUGCCACAUCGGUAUCAUUCGAUGGGCCGGAUUUUAUCGCCAAGCCAGAUAGCUGCGGUUUUGUAUCUCCGGUCAACGAGAUUUUAAUAAUGAAAGACCAUGUCAGAGCUGCUCCGGGGGAGGUGGGAGAGGUCUGGCUUCGUGGUCCCAACGUGAUGAAAGGGUAUUAUGAAGAUCAAGCCGCUACGGACAAGGUACUCACCAAAGAUGGAUGGUUGAUGACGGGUGAUCUUGGCUGCGUCGAUGAAGAAGGGUAUGUCUACAUUAAAGACAGGAUUGAAGACAUCAUUUUUCGUGCCGGGGAGAGCAUUGACCCUAUUUCCGUGGAGAACGCCCUGUACACCGAACCAGCUGUUCUCGAAGCAGCUGCAGUGAGGGUACCCGAUGAUAGGCUGUGCCAGCUAGUGACCGCAUUGGUCACCCUCAAACCUGGGUAUCACGGAAAGAUCAGCGAGGAAAAACUUUUGGAGACUGCGAGGAAACUGUUACCGCCGUCCGCCGUCCCGGUCAUGAUUAUUUUGAAGGAUGGGGAGUUUGAUCAUACGCCUUCUGGCAAGAUAAUCAAGGUGCAGUUAAGAGCAAUAGCACAGGAAGAGUGGGUACGCAGAAAGAAGGAAAAUACGCAGAUGGAUGAAGCGAAAUCCACGUUGUAA
Messenger RNA from Desarmillaria tabescens, 1800 nucleotides. RefSeq lists its product as uncharacterized. Lineage: Eukaryota; Fungi; Basidiomycota; Agaricomycetes; Agaricales; Physalacriaceae. The coding region runs from base 1 to 1800 and encodes 599 amino acids. The transcript is spliced from 19 exons. The record is from RefSeq and is a predicted model, not a curated record. Gene Ontology annotation, molecular function: CoA-ligase activity. Gene Ontology annotation, biological process: secondary metabolic process.